Molecule: messenger RNA, 1586 nt
Organism: Anopheles stephensi (Asian malaria mosquito)
Lineage: Eukaryota; Metazoa; Arthropoda; Insecta; Diptera; Culicidae
Product: endochitinase-like
Exons: 3
Coding region: 176-1447 (423 amino acids)
Biological process (GO): carbohydrate metabolic process; chitin catabolic process
Cellular component (GO): extracellular region
Molecular function (GO): chitin binding; chitinase activity
Source: RefSeq, a predicted model, not a curated record
UUAUUAUUGUUACCCGUCUACCAAGACGCUCUUCUGACGAGGCGAAACCCUCCAAAAUUCACAACUACGCCACGAACGUCCAGCACAUUACGCUCCCAGUAGCGAUCUAGACGUCUGCGGGUGUGAAUGGUUCUGCAGACGACCUUCUGCUACGUGUUUGAGUAAGGUUCGCGAGAUGAAGGCGCAAAAAAAAGAUAUGGGACAACUUACUACGGUGAUGGUGAUGCAGCUGCUGCUGCUGCCGCUUGCAACGGUCACCGGCGAAGAAAGUCGACUGGUUUGCUACUUCACCAACUGGUCACCGGACCGGGGCGGUGAAUACGCGUUCAAUGUCAAUGACAUACCGGUCGACCUCUGCACCCAUAUCACGUACACGUUCGCCGGUGUGGACGAGCACACGUUCGAGCUGCGGCCCACAAACCGGAAGUACGACAUUCUUCAGCAGGGGUACGAGAAGUUUGCCAACCUGAAGCAAGCGAACCCGGAGGUGAAGCUUUCGCUGGCGGUCGGUGGCUGGGCGCACGGUGGCGAACCGUUCCAGAAGAUGGCCGCCACACUGAACGGCCGCGAAGUGUUUAUUGCGAGUGUGAUCGAGUUUCUGAAGCGGUACGACUUUGACGGUAUCGAAAUUGUGUGGCUCUGGCCGGGCAGCCCGGAUCGGGGCGGAACGACCAGCGAUAAGGAUAACCUGUACCUGUUGAUAGCGGAGUUGCGCAGUGCGUUCCGGGAGGCGGGACACGAGAAUUGGGAAGUGGUGGUACAGGUGCCGCUCGAUCGGUACCGGAUCGAUCUCGGCUAUCACCAGAGUCAGCUGUGCCGAGUGGCUAACUAUGUGUACGUAACCGGAUACGAUCUGCGUGGUUCGUGGAACGGAUUCACCGAUGUGCACAGCCCGAUGAACAAUCGUCUGUUCGAUACGGGUGCGCUGAAGGACCUGAACGUUAAGGGAGGCAUCCAGCACUGGAUCAAGGGUGGAUGUCCGGCGAACAAGAUCGUGCUAGGGGUGCCACUGUUCGGGCGGACGUACACACUGGAGAACAGUGAGCAGCACGGGCUGGCGGCACCGAUCACUGGACCUGGCAAUCCUGGCCCCUACACGACGGAAGCGGGCUACCGGGGAUACUUCGAGAUUUGUGACGAAAUGAAACAAUCCCCGUGGACGAUCGAUUGGGACGAACGGGGUCUGUGUCCGUACGCGUACCAGGGCAACCAGUGGGUGGGCUACGAGAAUAAUAUUUCACUCGUGGAGAAGGCGAACUUUGCCAAGUUCCAGGGACUGGGGGGAGUGUAUGCCUUUUCGCUGGAUUUGGACGAUUAUCGGGGCAAAUGUGGUGCACCGUAUCCGUUGCUGACCGCGCUAAGAAAUGCGUACAAGCCGAAGAAAUUCUGUCCACCGGACGAUGAACAAGAUUUUGCCCUGUUCCGGGAGCCGUGCGACUUAGCCUGAAGUGCGUGGGGUGGUUGACAGUGAUCCAUAAAGAAUCAUGUUCGUGAAGUUCCAGUGGAUUGAGUUAGGAAAACAUUUGUGUGCACAGUGUCAAAGGCCAGAAAUGAGUUUACAGAUAAUAAAAAUGUACAAUUCUUGA